AUCCAAUAACGAUUCUAUAUGCCGAUUUGCAGGCCCCUUGGAUUUGAUUCAAUUGGAUUUUUAAUCUAAAAUACUUCCAAACUUCUGAUCCAAAAACAAAGCCCCAAUAUUAUGGGCUAACAAAUUUGAACGAUGAAGCCCAAAGCCCAAAGCCCAAAGCCCACUUAAACACCCAUCCAGAUCAGUCUAUUUCCCUUUCCCCACACUGUGGGCCCCACCAUCCCGCAUCUCCUUGUCGGAAAACUAAAAUCAAAAGCCUCACUCAUCUUUUACUUUUUUUAACCCCCAAAUCCGCCUCAUCUCCGCCACAAAAACACACAGUAAAAAACCAUCCAAAAUCCCAAUCUCCGCCGGCAAAAUGUCGGCCACCAGCAUCCACAUCUCGGCCCUGGACGGCAUCGUGAACGUCAACUCCCUCUUCACCCUCGCGGUCUUCAUCGGGCUGGCCUGGAACCCGACCGACCCGAGCAACAGCCUCAUCGACCCGGCAGCGGGCUGCUACGCCAGCCCGAAGAUCGCCGAGGAUCUGGUGGCCUUCCACGUCUACUCCUUCAGCUGCUUCCUCUUCUCCAGCCUCGUCGCGCUCGGCCUCAAGCAGGCCACCCGCCUCGUCCGCCCCGGGCCCCACCACCGCCACAACGACGAGCACCGCCAUUUCUGGGACUUCGAUCUCGCCCGGGUCAACAAGACCGCGCUCCGGGUCGGGUACGUCGUCUCCGCUGUCGGGUCGGUCGCCGGGUCGGUCUUCCUGAUGCUGGCGCUGGUCAACGUGGUGCAGAUCAAGCUCGGGGUCCUCGGAUGCGGCGACGGCGGCGGCGGACACGCCUACGCCGCGGUGGUGCCGCUCGUGACGUUCGUGCCGGCGGGUCUGCUGAUCUAUGUCUGUUUCGUGUUCUAUGCUUUUACCCGUUGAGAUUUUUAAUUUGUCGUUUUUUUGGUAAUGGAAUAAUUUAUUAUUUUAAUUUUUAAUAAUUGUGA
Salvia splendens (bonfire salvia) is the source of this 978-nucleotide messenger RNA. RefSeq names its product maternal effect embryo arrest 60 (gene MEE60). The record is from RefSeq and is a predicted model, not a curated record. NCBI's taxonomy places the organism in Eukaryota, Viridiplantae, Streptophyta, Magnoliopsida, Lamiales, Lamiaceae. Bases 359 to 913 code for a protein of 184 amino acids. The transcript has a single exon.